This is a messenger RNA of Penicillium paradoxum, 870 nucleotides long. RefSeq lists its product as uncharacterized. Bases 1 to 870 code for a protein of 289 amino acids. Gene Ontology annotation, cellular component: mitochondrial inner membrane. Gene Ontology annotation, biological process: ubiquinone biosynthetic process. The record is from RefSeq and is a predicted model, not a curated record. Lineage: Eukaryota; Fungi; Ascomycota; Eurotiomycetes; Eurotiales; Aspergillaceae. The transcript is spliced from 2 exons. Gene Ontology annotation, molecular function: lipid binding.
AUGGCAUACCUCGCCCGCGCUCUCCCCAAAAGGGUCCUCCCUACCACACUUCCCUGGAUCCGCCAAACACAAGCAUUGAGCACCACCGCCCUCCACCACUCCCCCACCAACACCCGCACACCCCGAACUCCAACACAACCUCGACACUACCCCCGCCGGAACUACCACUCUGCCCUGCACCCCCGCCUCCCAGACCAUGAAUAUACCAACUCGCAAACGGCCAUCCUGACCGCGGCGCUCACCCACGUCCCAACACACGGCUUCAGCGGCACAGCGCUAGCCCUCGGCGCGCGCGACGCAGGCUUCCUCGACGUCUCCGUGCAGCUCCUCCCACGCGCCGAGUUCGAUCUCAUCCUCUUCUGGCUCGCGAGUCGACGAGGCCUGCUGCGCGGGAAAGUCGAGGAGGGGGGACUAUUCCGGCGCAUUGCGGCGGAGCAGGGGAAGGAUGUGCACGAGCUUAGUAUUGAGGAGAGAGUCCGAGGGCUGAUUCUGGAGCGACUACGAAUGAACACGGAGGUCAAGGAUGUGUGGCAAGAUGCUCUUGCGACAAUGUCCCUCCUCGCUAAUAUCCCCCUCUCCUUGACGGAGUUGCACGCCCUUGCUUCGGAUAUCCUCACUCUUGCUGGUGAUGAUGCUGUCGAUGCGGGUUGGUAUACGCGCCGAUUGGCGGUUUCGGCUAUCUAUGCUAGUUCCGAGGUUGUUAUGACCCGCGAUCCGACGGCGGAUCUUGUGGAGACGGCGGCGUUUGUGGAGCGGCGGUUUGAGGAUCGGAAGGUUAUUGCUGAUAAGCUUACUGGGAUUGGACAGUGUGCUGGGUUUGGGUGGAAUACUGCUGUUGGGCUGGGCCGCAGUUGGGGAUUGAAGAUUUGA